AUGUCAUCCUUAUUGUCUUCCCUCUUUGACGCGACACCGAGACCCGGCCUGCAGCCUGUUCCGAACACAAAACCCUUGACGUUCGAGGCUGCCGUCCUUCCUCCGAUAAUCUAUUUCCUUGCCCUGCUAUUUUUACCGCCUCCUCCGCCGCAGUCCAUUGAUACUGUUGCGAUCAAGUUACUUCGGAAUGCCCUGGCGUUGCUAGCCGGAGUCUUGUUCUUCCGGCUGCCAUUAGCUUACUACGUUCCUCAAAGCAUCGGACUUAAUUACCAGCUCGCUCUUGUCGGUCUCUAUGGUGGAUGCAGAGUUCUAGAUGCAUUCUUCAUCAGUCCCUAUGGCUUUGGGCACAUACCUCGUCGUGUUCGCUACAAGCACAUCUCUCGAGCACAUACACCUGCAGUAGUCGAGGCCGAUAACGAGCCUCAGGACCAAGCCAAAGAUGCAGCUAAAGCUAAAAGCGAUGAGCAAAGUGUUCCUGAAGCUGUCUCCGAUGCUGCCACUCAUGCUCGUCGUGGAUCACUGGCUGACUCAUAUUACGUGCUCGAGAAAAAGCUUUCCAACCUCAGCGAAAUGAAGCCUGUUUACGAACUAGCGACAAGCGAAGAAGGUUGGCCGCACAAUUUCUUGGAUCGCGCUUCCUGGGCUCUUGAGCUCGAAACCAGCAUGCGCGGUAUUGGUUUUACCUGGACAACAGCUGACGUGCGACACUCUCGUAAGACUUGGCUACCAACUGCUACCAAUCGUUUUCAUUCAAUUUUCUUUCAUGUUGGCCCUGUCUUGGUUGUCUGCUUUGCCAUCAUCAGGACCACCUAUGUUAACUAUUUCGAGGGAGUGCCGCAAGCUGAGUUUGGCGUUCAUACGGAGAACUUGUUUGACAACCGCCUACCUUUAUGGCUGCAACUCAUCCUGACUGCAGCUCUUGGUGCCUUCCUUAUGGCUGCGUUUUCUGUGGCGCACUCCAUGGCUGCCAUAUUGAUGAGUCCCUUGGCGCCUUCACCACUUGCGUACUUCCCUCCUCUAUACAGCACUCGCAUCUGGGAUAUCAAGUCUGUGCGAGGUUUCUGGUCCUAUGGCUGGCAUAGGCUCUUUGCUCGGUUGUUCUUGGUAUACGGUGUAUGGCCUGGAGAGUGGCUCGAGAGGAAGCUCACGGGCAAACGAAGCCAUGAACCAGCGGAUAUUGGCAAAGUACUUGGCGGCUUCAUCUCCUCUGCCUUUGUCCAUUCAUUUGCGGUCAGAUCGGUGCUUGGUGGUGAAUGGAGUCGUGCUCUUGGAGAAGCCAAGUUCUUCGCUGCCAACGGCUUUGCUGUUGUGGUCGAAGAAGCUUUCCGAAGACAAGUCAUGGCUUGGAGGAAGAAGAGAGAUUUACCUUUGGAGAUGUGGUAUGACUCUUAUGUUGGGCGUAUCUGGUGGAUUACCGUUCUGUUGUUCAGUGGCAGAAACUUUGCACGCGGUUGGGUGAAUGCUGGUCUGGUCAGAGAGAUGGCUGGCAAGUAG
Messenger RNA from Aureobasidium vineae, 1494 nucleotides. Lineage: Eukaryota; Fungi; Ascomycota; Dothideomycetes; Dothideales; Saccotheciaceae. The record is from the annotation of a GenBank genome assembly.